This is a messenger RNA of Babesia bigemina, 1113 nucleotides long. RefSeq lists its product as hypothetical. Gene Ontology annotation, biological process: peptidyl-arginine methylation. The coding region runs from base 1 to 1113 and encodes 370 amino acids. Gene Ontology annotation, cellular component: nucleus. The transcript has 4 exons. NCBI's taxonomy places the organism in Eukaryota, Apicomplexa, Aconoidasida, Piroplasmida, Babesiidae. The record is from RefSeq and is a predicted model, not a curated record. Gene Ontology annotation, molecular function: protein-arginine N-methyltransferase activity.
AUGGCGUCGCAAGGGCCGCUGAGAUAUGGUAUGUAUUCAUCCGCCGAGGUGCUAGAGUUCGGGAGCGACUGGUCCGGCAGAACGCUGCCGGCCGGGGCGUCGGAUUCCUCGGCGCCUUCGGAGGCCCCGGCAGCCCAGGUAGACAGCUACUUCCACUCGUACGGCUACAUCGGGAUUCACGAAGAGAUGCUGAAGGAUUCCGUGCGGACGGGGGCCUACCAACGCGCCAUCACCCAGAAUCGCCACCUCUUCCAGGAUCGUAUCGUGCUCGAUUUGGGUUGCGGAACUGGGAUUCUAUCGCUCUUCUGCGUCGCUGCGGGCGCGAAACACGUUUACGCUAUCGAGUGUAGCAGCAUCAUUAACCUGGCGAAGGAGAUCGUCGCGAAGAACGGUGCGACUGACAAGGUGACGUUUUUGCACGGCAAGUGCGAAGAGGUCGAGUUGCCAGUUACGGAAGUGGACAUCAUCGUUUCUGAGUGGAUGGGAUACUUUCUGCUAUACGAGAACAUGCUCGAGUCGCUGCUGUUCUGUCGUGACAAGUGGUUGAAGCCGGGUGGGUUGCUGUUCCCCGACCGGGCACGUCUGUACGUGGGUGCCAUAGAAGACGCUGAGUACAAGUCCGACAAGCUGGAUUAUUGGCGCGACACUUACGGCUUCGACUUUUCGUUGAUGCGCGACUACCUGCUCGAGGAGCCAUUGGUUGACAUCGUUGAGGAGAAGACGCUUAACACCACCACCUGCUGCAUCCUGGACCUGAAUUUGCUGACGUGCUCGCUUUCGGACCUUGACUUCACAAGCGACUUCCUGCUUGUUGUGCAGCGCAAGGAUUAUGUGCAUGCUUUGUGCUUCUGGUUUGACGUGACUUUCUCGGCGUGCCACAAACCGAUCACCCUCAGUACCAGCCCCCGCGAGAGUCCCACUCACUGGAAACAGACGGUGUUCUACCUUGUCGACGACCUCAUCGUAGAUUUCGGGGACAAGAUCAAGGGUAUGAUCGCGGUGCGGCGCAACGCGCAUAAUCCGCGCGAUCUAGACGUGAAACUCCACUACCACCACAUGGGUAAGUCCAGCUCCGGUGCUCGUGACGUGUUGCAGGCGCCAAUUUCAGUAUAG